CUCCGGGUACCAUCACAGAAGACCGUUUUAAAGCAAAAAAACUAAACAAAACAAUGCGCACCAACACGCCGAGGCGACCAUCUGCGGCGCCAUUUUGGUUAAAUAUUCCAAAUUCAAACUUGGAAAUUUCAACUUCUGGGUAAAAACACUAUACCUGUGCCAAAGCAUGAAGAUAUCUUUUUUGUUUGUUUUUGUAACAAAACAAACUCAGUCUAAGUCCAGUUGUACUGUUGUUUAAAAAUGUUUGUAAAGAGGGUGAAACCUGAAAAAACCUAGCAUUUAUUGAGGUGAUAUUUUUUAAUAAAAAGUUCUAGAUAUUGCUUUUCCUCCUGACUCUAAUAAAUGUUUGAAGUUGACCAGCUAUUCAGUAGAUCUUGGUUAGAUGUUGCAUCUGUGUAUGGCUUCUUUCUUUGCAUCAGUUGGGUUCUGAAGAUUUUAUGUCAAAAAGCACCGUCACAGUUUUUACAUGUCAUUUUUUGUUGACUCAACACGUUGUUGACAUGCAUAUAUAAAAAUGCAUCAGUUCACUGACAGGUAAACACCAUAAAUCAAGUAUGUUAUUAUGUGUACAUUGUGUAAUAUGAUCUGGUCAAUUGACUUCAUUUGAAGUUAUUUAUUUAAGUGAUGUGUUAUUUUGCAACCGAUUGCUUGCUUUCUUCCUCUGUUUCUCUUUAAGCUGUAACAUUGGAGUACCAUAGGCUACUCAUCUCCCAAUCAUGCCACUCACCCGCCCUUGGUGAUAGGAGAUAGGCCCCUUUGCUAUAUUUAGACCCCAGGGGCUCUUUUGGCUAGACAGGUCUAACAGACAAACAUCAUUGGCUCGUUUCCCUGUCACUCAGUGUAACAGCUGAGAAAAAAGGUCUUCAGAAGUUUACAUUAGAGAGAGUCCACUAUGCCAAAUUUAACCACAGAGGAGAGGGGGUGUUGUGGGAGAGCAGCCUGGACAUGGUUAAGAGGGCUUCCAGCGUCUGUGGUGGUCAGCGGAAGACCCCUGGGCCGCAGCCUGGGUCCUGAUUUCUGCCUGUGUUGAGCUUUGAAGAUGGAUGACUGAGUCAGAUGGUUUUUUCAGUGCGGAACGAAGCGUCUCGCUGGAAGGAGUCUGCUUUUCCUGUCCAUUCAAGGGCAAAGCUUGAGGGCCCUCGGAUCAGGCGCCGCACUGAGGCCUGUGUCUGCAGGACGAGACGGCCCAAUGGACCCUCCAGGACAUGAAAAGCUUCACUCCAGGAGAUGUUUUAGGUUGACAAGGUGGUUUUUUUUCCCAUUAAAUUGACCUGACAUAGCCAUGGGAGACUGGAACCUGCUUGGAAAGCUUCUGGAAAAAGCCCAGGAGCACUCCACCGUAAUUGGGAAGGUCUGGCUCACUGUCUUGUUCAUCUUCCGUAUCCUCAUCCUGAGCGCUGCCACUGAGAAAGUGUGGGGCGACGAGCAGUCGGGAUUCACCUGCGACACCAAGCAGCCAGGUUGCGAGAACGUGUGCUAUGACAUCACCUUUCCCAUCUCCCACGUCCGCUUCUGGGUGCUGCAGAUCAUCUUCGUGUCAACGCCCACCCUCAUCUAUCUGGGACACAUUCUCCACCUGGUGCGGAUGGAGGAGAAGCAGAAGGAGAAAGAUAAGGAUGGGCAAAAACAUGCUGAGAAGCAAGCUUCCCUUGUGGAUGCCCAUCACAAGAAAGCUCUCAUAAGGGAUGAGAAAGGACGGGUGCGACUUCAAGGGGAGCUCUUGCGCACAUAUAUCUUCAAUGUGAUCUUUAAGACACUGUUUGAGGUGGGCUUCAUUGUAGCCCAGUACCUCUUGUAUGGUUUUGAGCUGAAACCCAUGUAUACGUGUGACAGACCACCUUGUCCCAAUGUGGUUAACUGCUACAUAUCCCGCCCCACAGAGAAAACUAUUUUCAUCAUCUUCAUGCUUGGGGUAGCCAGUGUGUCACUGUUCCUAAACCUCAUAGAGAUCUAUCACCUGGGCUUCACCAAGUGUCGCCAGGGCAUGUCUUUCAAGAGGAAUCAACAACACCUGCAGAGCAUCUCCAAGGGGCCCAGCGAGGCCGCUGUGCCGCUCGUGCCGAGCUACGAUGACUACUUCCCAGGUCACCGACAAGUCCAGGCAGUUUACCCGCCUGUACCCAGCUACAACCUCUCCCCAAUGUCUGAGGGCACAGACUCAUCCUUCCACCCUUACCACAGCAAGGCGGCCUACAAGCAGAAUAAGGACAAUUUAGCGGUGGAGAGGAGCAGCAGCAAGCCAGAGGAAUGUGACCUGAACGGAAAAACAGUAUCAGCCCCUGGGUCCCCUAUGCAAACUAGGUCUAGCCAUGCUGGAAAGCACAGUAGCAGCCGGACUAGAAUAGAUGAUCUGAAGAUAUGAGGAGGUUUAUGUUUCUUGGAAGGGUCUUAAAACAGUUGUGAGGGGAAUCUUACAUUGUCGAGAAAGCUGCUGUACAUGCGGAAGUUACCUUCUCACACAAGAUGGCUCAGGUUUGACUCAUUCCAACAUUGGAGGGGGGUUACAUUUCAGACUUACACCUAAACACACAAGGGUUUCAUUUUUCAGAUGAAUGAUCCUGCUUUGCUGCCUUUAAUUUCAUAUUUUGUGAAAUUCAGUUGUUUUUUUUAACCCAGGUCACAAUUAGUUUGUGGGACACAAAUUAGGUUCAUAGAAUGUUAUCAAAAAUGUAUUAAUAUUGGUGUUUACUGAAUUGGCAUGUUUAUGCUAUGACUCUCUCUGCAUUAAAUUAUAAAGUGUGGUCAGGUUUAAAUUGGCUUUUUUUCUUUUCUCAAAGCUUAGAAAGUUCUCCAGGGCAGGAACGAGUUCAGCUCUGGCCUGACUUCAGUGAAUGAAAUAAGAUAGGGUGAAGAGUUAUGUUUAGCUUCCUUUGCCUGUUUUGAGGUCAUGAUCAAGUUCACUUGCUCUGACUUGAAGUGAAGAAUUGUGCAAUAUGUGACAACACUUUGGACCCUGGAUUGGCUGUUUCUAAUCCCAGAAGAAGUUGGACUGGUGUCAGGAGUUCCAAGAUUUGUCUCUUGUUUUUGUAUUUCAUUUCAACACCCAUGAAGUACAUAAUUGUGAACACAUUUUUUUGGGUUGAUCCUUGUUUGUAUGUGUAUUUGUGUUUGUUUCCUGUAAAGCACUUGGUGACGACCGUGUUUGUUUAACUGCUCAAAAUAAACCUGUCUUAAAUUUGCA
Molecule: messenger RNA, 3181 nt
Organism: Girardinichthys multiradiatus
Lineage: Eukaryota; Metazoa; Chordata; Actinopteri; Cyprinodontiformes; Goodeidae
Product: gap junction alpha-3 protein-like
Exons: 2
Coding region: 1283-2362 (359 amino acids)
Biological process (GO): cell communication
Cellular component (GO): connexin complex
Source: RefSeq, a predicted model, not a curated record